UUAACAGAGAAUAUGGAAAUCAUCCAGACAUACAGACUCCACAUUUCUCAGGACAUACCGCAGGAAAACUUGGCCAUGUUUUACAGCAGCUAUGACAGUCGUGCUGAGUUGCAGAUGGAGCGGCCGAUCCCUGGUCUGAAUGAAAACACAGUCACCACACUCAGGUGUCCCGCUUUGCUGGUGGUUGGAGACACGUCGCCUGCUGUUGACGUCGUGGUGGAGUGUAACUCCAGACUGAACCCCACCAAGACCACCCUGCUCAAGAUGGCAGACUGUGGAGGACUUCCUCAGGUGGUGCAGCCGGGAAAACUCACAGAGGCCUUCAAGUACUUUGUCCAGGGGAUGGGCUACAGUGAGUAUCCUCUAGUGUUUCUGUACGUGUAACUGAAGGAUGAAUCAGCUCCCAGUGAAACCUGAACAAUGAACACUGAAUGAAUCUGAACAGGAGAAGUUUCAGCGUGUUCACGUCUCCUCAC
Molecule: messenger RNA, 476 nt
Organism: Plectropomus leopardus (leopard coralgrouper)
Lineage: Eukaryota; Metazoa; Chordata; Actinopteri; Perciformes; Serranidae
Source: RefSeq, a predicted model, not a curated record